GUACACAACAGUAGCGCUAGUCCGACAUGAAGUUAUUCAUCGUCUCCGUUCUUGUAGCCGUGGCGACCGCCAAACCCUCAGGGAUCCUGGCUCCGCUGACUUACUCAGCCCCAGUAGCCGUGGCAGCUAUUUCAACCCCUGUGGCGACGCAGUACCACUCCCAGGAUGAGCUAGGGCAGUACUCCUACGGUUACUCAAACGCCCAAUCAGCUAAAGCUGAAGCGAGGGCCGCUAAUGGGCUUACGGUUGGCGGAUACACCUACGUGGAUCCAGAAGGAAAGCUGCAAAGCGUCGAGUAUUCUUCCGACGCGAACGGUUUCCGAGUCGCUGCAUCUAAUCUUCCGGUACCACCAGCGGUACCAGUAGCGCCCGUACUUCCGGUGCCGGUUCCCGUUCAAGACACCCCCGAGGUGGUUGAAGCUAGGGCCAAGCAUCUGGAGGCCGUUGAGGCUUUUAAGACCCAAUCCGCCGAACUCAUCGCUUCCGCCCCAGUUGUAUCAACCGUGGUGAAGUCCAUAUCUCCAAUAGUCCCAGCUGCCCAAUUGGUAGCUGCUCCAGUAAUAACUGCCGCCCCACUUGCAGCUGUAAAAUCGGCAGUUGUAGUCGAACCCGCCCAACCUUCUGCAGAACUUUCCACUGAAGCACCCAGUACGCCUGCACCUGUUGAAGAUGUAUCCGUUGCUGCACCAGAAGCGAAAUCCGCCGAUGCAUCAGCUCCGGCUGCAACUCCAGCUGGAGUCUCUGUUCUGUCAACCCCAGCGAUUGGCGUCAGGUCCCUCGUGACCCCAGCCUUGCCCGUUGGGGUAGCUCCUCUAGUUCCAGCUCCUGCGGCGUACUCCAUCAACGCAUUGCAUCCAUUUGGAUUCAGUUCAAUUGUAGCUCAGCCCGCUCUUACGACGUAUUCGGCUCAAAUUUUAACUUCCGUACCUGGAUCUGUCGUACAAACCAGCGAAACUUCGUCACCAGCCAAAAAUCCUGAACAGAGCAGUGAAUAAUUUUGUUUCGACUUCGAAUUUAGUAUAAUUAGAUAAGUUUUUUUAUAAAUAAAGUUCACUAUA
Anoplophora glabripennis (Asian longhorned beetle) is the source of this 1058-nucleotide messenger RNA. Its product is annotated as calphotin-like. NCBI's taxonomy places the organism in Eukaryota, Metazoa, Arthropoda, Insecta, Coleoptera, Cerambycidae. Gene Ontology annotation, molecular function: structural constituent of chitin-based larval cuticle. The coding region runs from base 27 to 995 and encodes 322 amino acids. Gene Ontology annotation, cellular component: chitin-based extracellular matrix. The transcript is spliced from 2 exons. The record is from RefSeq and is a predicted model, not a curated record.